This is a messenger RNA of Cynoglossus semilaevis (tongue sole), 3931 nucleotides long. RefSeq names its product DEAH (Asp-Glu-Ala-His) box polypeptide 37 (gene dhx37). Gene Ontology annotation, biological process: maturation of SSU-rRNA from tricistronic rRNA transcript (SSU-rRNA, 5.8S rRNA, LSU-rRNA). Lineage: Eukaryota; Metazoa; Chordata; Actinopteri; Pleuronectiformes; Cynoglossidae. The coding region runs from base 178 to 3633 and encodes 1151 amino acids. The record is from RefSeq and is a predicted model, not a curated record. Gene Ontology annotation, molecular function: RNA binding; ATP binding; helicase activity. Gene Ontology annotation, cellular component: intracellular anatomical structure; nucleolus. The transcript has 27 exons.
AACUAUUUUUCAAGACCGAUAGUUCCUAUCGGACAGCUUAAGGCGAAGGACUCGUGUGUUGUUUACACGUGAUAUCGUUGCUCCUGCUUAACAUUUCAACCCAGCUUUUAAAAUUCCUAAUGUUAUCUGUUGAAUGGUUGGAAUAAAAGGUUAAUCAGUUGUAGAGCUCUGUUUAAGAUGGGAAAACUAAGGAAGAAAUACAACUGGAAGGGGAGACAACAAAAUGAACCCGAACAACCAGUAGAAAAAGAAAAAUCAGAAAUUGUUCUGGAACUGGAAGAUUGUGCGAGGUUAAAAGGUGUAGAUGAGAGCAAUGCCUUGGUCCUCCCUUCCAACAAAGGCAAGAAAAAGAAAAAUGCUGCAGUGAGACCGGUGUCGACCAAAAAGCCACUCACUAAAAGGCAGAGAAAAGAGCUGCAGAAGGUGCUGGAGCGCAAGGAGAAGAAAGCUCAGAGAGCAGAGAUCCUGACCAAACUGGCUGAGGUGCAGAUUCCUGAGUCUGAGAUUAAACUCCUUUACACGACGUCCAAACUGGGAAGAGGAGACAAGAUUUACCAGACUAAACAGUCAGAGGAAGUAGAAGAUGGACAGUCAGGUCCAAAGAUCAGCAGUCUCAGUGGAGCCAACAGGAAAAGAAAGUGGAAAGAAGAGGAGGACGGUGAAGAAGAGAAGGCAGGGGAAAGUAGUGAUAUUACUACUUCGGACGAUGACGACGAUGAGGAGGAGGAGGAGGAAGAAGAAGAACUUAACAAAACUACAGAAAUGAAUGAGGAUAAAGUAACUGCGGGUGCAUGUGACAAACAGGAAGUUAUGGAAGAACAGAAAAUAGAACAGAAUGAACAGAGUGAGAAGAACCUGGACAAAAUUCAAGUUAAGGAUUCUCAACCUGCAGUCUUCAUACCUGUGGACAGGUUGCCGGAAAUACAGGAGGCUCGUCUGAAGCUGCCUGUGCUGGCAGAGGAGCAGGUUAUCAUGGAGGCGGUGAGAGAAAAUCCCUGCGUCAUCGUCUGUGGAGAGACAGGAAGUGGAAAAACAACACAAGUUCCUCAGUUUCUGUAUGAAGCUGGUUAUGCCAGUGAAAGUGGGAUUAUCGGCAUCACAGAGCCGAGACGAGUAGCUGCUGUUAGCAUGUCCCAGAGAGUGGCUACGGAGAUGAACCUGUCCAAACGGGUGGUGUCUUACCAGAUUCGAUUUGAAGGAAAUGUGACUGAUGAGACCAAAAUUAAGUUCAUGACUGAUGGUGUUCUGCUGAAGGAGGUCCAGAAGGAUUUCCUUCUCCAGAAAUACAGUGUGAUCAUCAUAGACGAGGCCCACGAGAGGAGUGUGUACACAGACAUCCUGAUCGGACUGUUGUCUCGUAUCGUCCCCCUCAGAAACAAGAAAGGAAUGCCCAUGAAGCUGCUGAUAAUGUCGGCCACUCUCAGAGUAGAAGAUUUCACCGACAACCAGAAAUUGUUCCGGACGCCUCCGCCUGUCGUCAAGGUGGAAGCUCGUCAGUUCCCGGUCUCAAUUCACUUCAACAAACGCACCCCACUGGACGAUUACACCGGAGAGGCUUUUCACAAGACCUGCAAGAUCCACCGCAUGCUGCCCCCAGGUGGCAUCCUGGUGUUUCUGACUGGUCAGGCAGAAGUCCACGGUCUGUGCCGAAGGCUGAGAAAAGCUUUUCCCUUCAGGAGGAGCAGCACGACUGCUGGUGAAGAUGACGAUGCAGAGAACGCUGAGGCGAUGAAGAAGUUUAAAAAGUCUAAGAACAAGAAGCCUGUGUCUCUGCCGCAGAUAGACUUGGACAACUACUCCGCUCUGCCGGUGGAUGAAGGUGACGAAGACAGAGAGGCCGGGAUUGAUGAUGAGGAGGACGGAGGCUCCGACCUUGACAUCGGAGACGAUCCUGACAAUGCAGAGGAGAAAGCCGAUCCUUCCAAUCCUCUUUAUGUUCUCCCUCUGUAUUCUCUCUUGGCUCCAGAGCAGCAGGCCAAGGUGUUCAGGGCUCCUCCUCCUGGUACUCGUCUGUGCGUUGUGGCCACCAACGUGGCCGAGACAUCCCUGACCAUCCCGGGUAUCAAGUACGUGGUCGAUUGCGGACGGGUUAAAAAGCGUUUCUACGACAGAGUGACCGGUGUGUCAUCUUUCAAAGUCACGUGGACGUCACAGGCCUCGGCCAAUCAGAGAGCAGGGAGGGCGGGACGAACAGAGCCCGGUCACUGCUACAGGUUGUACUCCUCUGCAGUGUUUGGAGACUUCAGUUUGUUCUCAGAGGCAGAGAUCACACGCAGGCCUGUGGAGGACCUAGUUCUACAGAUGAAGGAUCUCAACAUAGACAAGGUGGUGAAUUUUCCCUUUCCCACGUCUCCAUCCAUGGAGGCUCUCAUGGCAGCAGAGCAGCUGUUGAUUUCACUGGGAGCUUUGAAAGAGCCACCUCACACUGGAAGGGUCAAAGACAUGGAAAAAGCCAGGUUGAGCUGCCCCAUCACUCCUCUGGGCAGAGCCAUGGCUUCUUUCCCUGUUGCGCCACGGUAUGCUAAAAUGUUAGCGCUGGGGAAGCAGCAGGAUUGUCUGCCGUACGUCAUCGCUUUGGUUGCAGCCAUGACGGUCCGUGAGAUCUUCGAAGACCUUAACAGACCUGCCGGCAGUGAAGACGAGAACUCCAAGCUCGUACAGCGUCGUGCCCGUAUAGCUCAGAUGAAGAGGCUGUGGGCCGGACAUGGAGCCUCACUUCUACUAGGAGACCUGAUGGUCAUGCUGGGUGCUGUCGGUGCCUGUGAAUUUUCUGGCUGUACUCCCAAAUUCUGCGAGGAGAACGGCCUCAGGUACAAAGCCAUGGUUGAAAUCAGGAAACUCCGAGGGCAGCUGACCAACGCAGUCAACACAGUGUGCCCAGACGUGAGACUUUUUGUGGAUCCUAAGAUGGCUCCACCCAAUGAGAACCAGAUCUUUUGCCUGCGUCAGAUCGUCUUGGCCGGACUGGGAGAUCAUCUGGCUCGACGCGUGCAAGUGGAAGAUCUGCUCGAUCCUAAGUGGAAGAACGGAUAUAAGACGUGUCUCAUGGAUGACCCAGUGUUCAUUCAUCCUUCAUCUGCUCUGUUCAAAACACUGCCCGACUUUGUGGUCUACCAUGAGAUCCUGGAGACCACAAAGAUGUACAUGAAAGGAGUAUCGGCGGCAGAAGCAGAGUGGCUUCCCCAGCUUCUCCCCCAGUACUGUCACUUCAGCUCCCCUCUGGAGUCACCAGUACCAUGGUUCUGUUCAUCCACCGGCGUCAUCAAGUGUCAUCGUUCCAGCACCUUCUUCCGCGUGGGUUGGCAGCUGCCAGCAGUGGAGGUGGAUUAUCCCGAGGGGCUGGAACGCUAUAAACUGUUUGCCAGGUUUCUGCUUGAGGGCCAGGUUUGCCCCAAACUGCAGAAACACAGUUGUCACCUCCUCUCAAACCCCUCAAUUAUGGUGAAGUCAUGGGCAAGACUACAGCCCAGGACAGAGGCCCUGCUGGCACCCCUGGUGGCCAAAAGAGUUGACAACAGAGACUUACUGCUGUCUGUGUGGAAGACUGAAGAGAAAUUUCUGCUGUCUGCUUACUGUCAGUGGCUUCCACAGUCCCUGCACCCAGACAUUGCCAAAGACUGGCCUCCCGUAUGAAAGAUGUCAUUUAAAGACAGGAAACCACACUGUUGGUGUCUGGGAUCUCUGAAUUUCAUCUUGUCCUGUUCUUUUAGUCCGACUUCCACCUGGAAAUAUCACCAUUUUGUAUUUUAUACACUGUAUGUCUGAGAGGAGAAAAGUGUUUAUUAAUGACAGCUCUAUGACUUUAUAUAAUGAGUUGUAUGUCUCUGCUCUGGUCUUCAUAAGACAGAUGUUGGGUUUUAUCACAUCCUUUAUUAACAAAAAUACAAUAUUUUGCAGAUAUAUUUUACAGAAUUAAAGUACAGUAAACAUG